UCUCAUGUCACUAAAAGCGCAUCUCAAGAGGUGUCCUGGGUCAUGAAACUUAAUCCACAGCAAGCUCCAUUAUAUGGCGACUGUGUUGUUACUGUACUGCUCGCGGAAGAGGACAAAGUUGAAGAUGAUGUAGUUUUUUACUUGGUGUUUUCGGGUUCCACCCUCCACCACUGUACAAGUACUCGGAAGGUCAGUUCUAAUACGCUGGAGACCAUUGCUCCUGGUCAUGACUGCUGCGAGACGGUGAAGGUGCUGCUCUGCGCUUCCAAAGAGGGCCUGCCCGUGUUCGUGGUGGCGGAAGAGGACUUCCAGUUCGUCCAGGACGAGGCCUACGACGCAGCCCAGUUCCUGGCCACCAGCGCCGGCAACCAGCAGGCCCUGAACUUCACCCGUUUCCUGGAUCGCUCAGGACCCCCGCCCACGGACGUGAACUCCCUCGAUGAGAAAGUCGCCCUGGCCUUCAGGCACCUGAAGCUGCCAGCGGAGUGGAAUGUGUUGGGGACAGACGCAGCCUCACACGAUGGUGGCCCCCGGGAGACAUUGAUGCAUUUCGCCGUGCGGCUGGGGCUGCUGAGGCUGACGUGGUUCCUACUGCAGAAGCCAGGUGGCCGCGGAGCUCUGAGCAUCCACAACCAGGAAGGAGCAACACCUGUGAGCCUGGCCUUGGAGCGGGGUUAUCACAAGCUGCACCGGCUCCUGACCGA
Molecule: messenger RNA, 704 nt
Organism: Odocoileus virginianus texanus
Lineage: Eukaryota; Metazoa; Chordata; Mammalia; Artiodactyla; Cervidae
Source: RefSeq, a predicted model, not a curated record